AUGUCUGGCAAAAGCAAUUUGCGGACUGUUUUACAGAUAAAGGAUGCUGAAUCCGACGGUGCUGACAAAUCGCAAAUGCGUGAGUUCAUUCUGGUAUUAUCGUAAAUGCUUUGUGUCUGCAAAUGUGGACUCUAAACCACAGAUCCUAGAUCCUUAAAUUCACUUUUCGAAUUAAAGGCUCUUUUUGUUUAAACCGACCAUGAAUAUUUCCUGCCAGUAAUGAGGAGGCAACACGGGAGUUGACUAAUUAAGUGAUGCUCACCUUUCGCCUCCUAUUCGUUCUAUUAGUUUUCUUGCUGCUGGAUAUGUGUGGCCUUAUAGGAGGGGAGGAGGUAGCGUUCAUUCACCUAGCCCCUAUUUCGUCCUUCAUUCGGGCUGGACUUGUGGAUUCCUGGCCUCUGUUUGGGGGUAUGGCUUGCUGAUCAUGGCAAACACGCCAGAAACGACCGCCUCAUUUCCCGAUCGGUCACGGGAGUGUGGACCCCGUAUCGCAGGUCACCUCACGCUAAAUUCUAGGAAGGGUACCUAUUCCCGUGUCUUAACUUUAACCCUAACCAUUCUUGCCAUAAUUAUAGCCUUCCCCCUUUGAAAUUUACGGCAAAGCCACCUUCAAUACGGCCGGCUCAUAUUACCGUGCCCAACCGACUCCCACUUAUCCGCCUUGGUAGCACCUGUUUCAUUUUUCUCCUGUUUUAGAAUCAUCCACUGCACCUCCAAGCCUGCUUUUGCCUCUGCUUAUCCUCUUUCGACUUUUUAACGCCCUCGUCAUUCGUACAACCUUCGUACCCGAUGAAUACUGGCAGUCAGUAGAAGUGGCACACCGUUGGGCCUUCGGGUGCGUUUUAGCAGUUUUCUCCCCCUAACCACCUUCAAUAAUAAACAUUUUCGAACGAGACACAUUGUCAGUUAGCUCAAUAGAGGGAGUUUACACAGUAGACUUUUUACCUAUGCGGUUUUAAGCAGAACUUCCGAUGCCCUGUUUAGGUACGGAGCCCUCACCUGGGAGUGGUGGAACUCUACAGCGAUCCGUUCGCCGCUCCAUCCCCUGAUCUUUGCUGGUCUGUAUAAGCUGCUGGCGACCGUCGGUCUCGAUUCCAGACUCGCUAUAAUCUACCUGCCGCGCCUCCUACACGGAAUUUUAGCCGCGGUCGCAGACUACAAUCUCUACUGCCUCGCUCGUCUACUUGCUGGUCCAGCCACUGCAAAGGUCGUUUUGCCUUCCUGAGAGGUUUUCCCUUGUGUUAGUUGCGUUUGUUAUACCAGUUGUUUUUGAAGUGUCGCCGUUUUCUAACCGCAAAAUUUUGCCCGAAUACACCUUUUUAGUGGACUCUCAUCGCCCAGUGCACCAGUUGGUUUACGGCAUUUUGCGGUCCUCGAAGCCUGGCGAACAACUUAGAAUGGGCGCUGACUACGGCUGCAUUCAACUUCUAUCCCUGGUCGUCGUUCGUGUCACUAAAGAAAAGGUCGACAUAUUGCUUUAUUUUGCUGGUGUGUGUAUGCGCUAUCCUGCGCCCCACCGCCGCACUCAUAUGGGCCCCAGUAUGUCUGUUCCAUCUGGUGUGUGAGUUGUAAGUUUAUAUUUCGAAACGUACACCGCUACUUAACAGAAUACAGUAGCGUGUUUAACUUAUGCACCGCAAAAUUUCUAUCCUGGUUGCGCGACCAGUGGGCUUUUUGUGGAUUUAUGCAGGCCUGUGUACACUGACUAGCCAUGAGGUUACGUUUCCUGCUCUGCAUGCCCUGUACGCUAGUUGCGCCUCUUCCCCUCGCGGCAACUGCACUGACACCUCGGUCGCUAAUUUUCGUACCAAAAUGUCUCAGCUAACUGAACUGAGGACGGGUUGCAUUGUGGUAGGUUCGGCCAAAUGUUAAUUAAAUUUAUAGAUUUAGUGCCCCAGCAUAUGUUUUCCACAGGAUGAAGAAUGCAUGAAAUAUUGGCCACCAUCGAACUCCUUGUUAAAUGAAGGGGGUUACUCAGUCGACGUUGAAACAAACGUGUACUCUCAAAUAUGAGCAUGGAGUUUUAAUGAAGUGCGUAAUACUAAGUGCCCCUUAGUCCCGUUAUAUGUUUCUCCAAAGCUUGCUGACGACAACCACCUUAUUUGCUCAAAGUAAUGGACCUAUCUUAUGCGAAAUAUUCUGUUAAAGUGGAGUCAGAAACAUACGUAUUUGGCGUUGGGGGAAUAUUCAUUCGUUGACAUGCUUUCGCCUACUUUAUUCGCAAUUCGCAUCCAUUUCUCUCUUCUUUAAUUAUUAUCUGCCACUAAACUGGCCGACAUAAUCUUCAGACCGGAGCGUGACAGUUUGGGAUGACACAUGUGUCGCGACAAUGUAUGGCUAAAAUUUUCAUUUAUUGGGUGAAAAUGCGUCUUGGAAGGUUUCUAUCGUUUCACACCGCCACAUUUUCCUCAUUUAGAUUGAUGCUUUUUAACCUCAUUUACUGUCUUAGCGAGAGCUUUCAUACACCUGCGUCAUGUUCUCAUACAAUUUUCAGUUCUUAUUUUCCCCUAGUUCUUCAUCGAAUUCCCGACCUCUCCGCACAUUUGGCCUGUACACAGCCAUUGCGAUUUCCUGUCUUCUAAUUUCCAUUGUUUCCGACCGCAUCGCCUUCGGACGAUGGACUUUACAUCAGCUCAACUUUCUACGAUUUAACCUUCUCACAAAUGGCGCGAAUUUCUACGGCGUCGAGCCAUGGCACUGGUACCUGACAAACGGCCUGCCUACCAUGCUUUUUUCCUCGGCUCCAUUUUUCGUUGUUGGUUUUAUCAUCGACUUUACGGGCACUCAUACCGGUGGUGGCUUGAAUGUCUUCUCAUCUUGGAGGCCCAGAAUGACAGCGAAAGAAGCCCGGCUACAUCAUUCAAUAUCCAAGUUUUUCGGCUCCGUUGUCGCGUGGACACUGCUGGUUUACAGGUGAUAACGAAGUGGAAUUACCAUAAAAUGGCUACUUUUUUAAGUUAGUAGUGCCCAUUAACGUUGCAAUUUAUUUCGCAGUUGUCUCUCCCACAAGGAGUACCGCUUCAUUUUCCCCAUCCUACCACUGCUCCACUACUUCACUGGUCGCGGCUUGGUGUGCGCAUCAAAUGCACUGGAUCGCAGUGGUCGGGAAACCGUCUUCUGUGUGUUUUCACCAAAGACCGCCCUUGCAGUCUUUCUGGUCGCUAGCCAUGUGCCUCUUGCUAUGUACACCUGCCUGGUGCACCAGCGGGGCCCGACGGAGUUGAUGGGGCUACUGGGUAGCCAGGGAGAUCGGAAUAACUGGCCCUCGGCUGCACCACUCUUUUAUAUGAACGGGGAAACUCCUGGACCGAAUGACCAAGUGCGAGCCCUGUUUCUCAUGCCCUGUCACACUACUCCGUAUACUAGGUCAGUUCACUUUUAAAAGCCCUCUCUCUCUAAACAUGUUAGAAAUGUAAAUCAUUACAUGGAUGAGAAAUUUAGUUUGAUGUUCGCGUAAUUUACCAUUCAUUCAUUUCGUUCACUCCCUCACGUAGACCAGAGCAGACUUCUUAGGAAUCGUUUUGCGAUUUUUUGCUGUUAAUUUUUCCAAUAAGCUAAACACGAGCGUUUGGGGUUCUUAAAAACGAAAAGGUGACUCCCCAACCGUGACUGUGGUCUUUCGAACUCUUUCUGGGUGCUUGUCGGCCGCUUCGGAACGACUAGGCGGGCGUACAAUUCGUCCUUGACGUCUGUAUCAGAUUGACUAAGAAGUCGAAAGCAGAAGCGCACCACUCAUUACGUCGAUUGUUGUAACGCAAUGGGAAAUACGGAAACGGAACCAGAUCUCGGGCACACUACGGACUGUUUUUUAACUAUAGUGGGGCUCGUAAAGGUACGAGUCGCUGCUUUCCGGUCUUACUUUGCUGAGUAAAUGCAUAAUAACCUAAUGUUUCAAACACCAGCCCGUCAAAUUCCACGAGCCGGUGAUAUAGCGCGAAGGGUUGAUUUACCCGCUAUGUAAGGAAUGAAAAAUAAAUAUGAACAACAGCGCAAUGUUUAUCAGUAAAACACUAUUUCAAGUGUAAGUGAAUAUGAAGGCCCCAGGCCAUUCUUUCAAUGCAGAACACAAGAUCGCCGAAAUUUUCCCGUUUGCACAGGAGUCCAUCCUCGGAGUCUGAAAAAUCGAUAAAGCAUGGGCAAUUUUUUGGUCCUGAAGGAGGAGAUACGAUCGCUGGAACAACAGCUUUAUUCGCCUAAUGUUUCGGAUUGCUGCUCGAACCCAUCCUCAGGGACCAUAGCAGAUACAGGUAGUUCAUGAACAAGGGGAUGCGGUCGCCAUGCUUCUGCGAACUAAUCGUUCAUGCUCGCUUAUUCGUGAACCGGGCCUUCUUGUAGCCUGUCAUGUAUAGUGACGAGAACAGUCAUGGCAGGGUGUCUGGUAGACCACACCCGACUGUUCACCCACGUCCAGUCGGUCCUUCAUCUGCAUUAUCCUGGUACACACGGUAGCUGCCGGACGAUGGACGACGUCCAAGCGAGAUUCUGCGACAAUAGGUUGUCUCUUUUGAAAGCCGAAAUGUUGGUGGUCCUCUCCUUCGUGUCUCUCGGGGGUACGCACGAAAGCAGUAUUUGGGUAGUUGUUUCAUGCUAAUUAACCCCAUAGGUGCCGGUGUUCCUUUAUUAGUUGCCCCGGUUCGCUGCAGCGCGUUUUUACUCUUUGGAUGAGCACCUAACACAGCCACUUUUGCGCGCUACUGAGUGAUUGUUAUGAUUACUGUUGUCAUUCUUCCACUGUCUCUGAAGAUAAGCCCUUGCAUGAGUCCGAAAAUUCAGGCUGAUGCAAUUGUCGUUUAGGCGAUCGUAGGUUCUUCCUGACUGUAGAAAAACCUUUAUUUCACAAUUUCCAUAAAAAUUGCUACUUCCUUUCAGUUAGUAGUGUCUAUUAACAGUGCAAUUUAUUUGACAGUUGUCUCGCCCACAAGGAGUACCGCUUCAUUUUCCCCAGCCUACCACUGCACGAUGUCAGAAAAUUCAGGCGAAUGCGAUUGUCGUUCAGGCGAUCGUAGUUUCCUCUUGACUGUUGUAAAACAUUUACUUCACAAUUUGUCGUCUUCCGCUAAACCAUCUUCUGGCAUUCUGGACUGCUGAACAUGGAAGGCGGCUCAACUUGCGCACCAGUCACGAUGUUGUGGGCCCUUUGCAUUGGGCACUGGUUUUGAACUGCUGGUACAGGCCAACAGGCGAGCUCUACGAUGCGAAGGCAUCGUCGCUGUGUAUUUUAUCUUCCCAACUUCCAUCUGCAGAGGCAACCACAGACAGAAUCUGAGCUUUCUGUAAACGCGUUUAGUACUACUAGUUAAAUCCACGUCUUAGUGUUUCAUUGCGGAAAGCAGGCCUGCAGAGCCCCUAUCGGCAGUUAGGUAGGGCCGAUUUGUAUUUUGUGGGGAUAAAAGUUUAUCAGACCCUAUGACCUGAAUCCCGGCUUAUGAAUCCAUUCUGUAACACUGUAUUCAUCUAUGGUUAUGCGUGAAGUAUUUGUGUUUUCGUUCUUUUCUGACAAACUUUAGAUGACUAAUGCUCUCUACGUUUACCUUCGGUUUAGCUACCUUCACCGCAAUAUUUCACUACGUCUCCUUGCCUGUGAUCCGAAUCUUUCUGCGUUGACUGGCGAGGAUCCGGCAGGUUAUGUUGAUGAGGCCGACCUCUUCUACGCAGACCCGUUGGCCUGGCUGCGAACAAAUUACCCUGAAUCUCGUGAACUUCCCCAUUUCAUUGCAAUGUUUGACCGUCUACUGAUGGAUGCUAGAUACGGCAUUGAUGUUGCAGACUUCAUCAAAACUCGUCAUUACUUCCUCUGUGCCCGCCUCUUCCAUGCCCAUUUCCCAACUCAUCGGAGACAUGGGAAGUACAUUAACCUUUUCUGCCACCAAGGCUCACCAUUUAAAUUAAAUUAG
Messenger RNA from Spirometra erinaceieuropaei, 5894 nucleotides. NCBI's taxonomy places the organism in Eukaryota, Metazoa, Platyhelminthes, Cestoda, Diphyllobothriidea, Diphyllobothriidae. The record is from the annotation of a GenBank genome assembly.